Molecule: messenger RNA, 1098 nt
Organism: Emericellopsis cladophorae
Lineage: Eukaryota; Fungi; Ascomycota; Sordariomycetes; Hypocreales; Bionectriaceae
Exons: 1
Coding region: 1-1098 (365 amino acids)
Source: RefSeq, a predicted model, not a curated record
AUGGCCAUGUACAAGUUCGCCGCGGCCGCCCUGGCCCUCUCCACCGGUGCCACUGCCCACCGCUUCAACUUCGCGAAUGGACUCAACAGCACCACCACCACCACCAGCACCAGCGAUGAUGCCGCCACAACCACCAUCGUCUCGGAGACCAACACGGUGCCUUCGCACACCAGCACCUUCUGGGGCAACACCACCAUUACCACCGCCUCGGUCCCCUUGACAACCUCGGUCCCCAUGACAACCUCGACCGUCUUUACCACCACCACCCGUACCAUCACGGACUGCCCCGACACCGUGACUGACUGCCCCGAGGGUGGUAUCACCGUCACCGAGACCGUGCCCGCCUACACCACCGUCUGCCCCGUCACCGAGGAGCCUGAGAUGACCACCUCCACUGUCUACACCACCACCACCCGCACCGUCACCGACUGCCCUGAUGAUGUCCCUGACUGCCCCGGAAAGGGCGGUGUUGUCACCGAGACCAUCCCUCUCUACACCACCGUCUGCCCCGUGACCGACGUUCCCGCUGAGCCCACUGAGGAGCCUGAGCACCCCGGUGAGGGUGAUGACGACGAGGAGUGCACUGAUGUCUACACAACCACCACCGGUACCAAGACCAUCACCAAGACUCUCACCGUCCCCGCCGACGAGCCCACCAAGACCCCUGAGCAGCCCGUCUGCCCUGGCCACCCCGACUGCCCCGUCGAGGAGCCCCAGACCACAGAGGUCCCCGAGACUCCCGAGCACCCCGAGCCUACUGAGACUCCUGAGCAGCCUGAGCAGCCUGUCUGCCCCGGUCACCCUGACUGCCCUGCUGAGGAGCCUGAGCAGCCCGUCUGCCCCGGUCACCCUGACUGCCCUGCUGAGGAGCCCGAGCAGCCUGAGCAGCCCGUCUGCCCCGGUCACCCCGAUUGCCCUGCUGAGGAGCCCAAGCCCACCACUUUGGUUCCCGCUCUGCCCACCAACAAUGGCACUAUCCCCGAGCCUACCAAGCCCACCGCUCCCGUUCAGCCCACGGAGACCGCCCCCGUCUCGGGUGCCGUCAAGAUGGGCUCCUCGCUCCUCGCGGCUGUCGCUGCGGUCGCUUUCUUCUUGUAA